AUGGGCAAACUCGAGAAAUUCGGUCGGAGUCUACUCAAAAAGUUCGGCGGAAAAAAUGGAAGAAGUUCGUCACGGAGAAGAAGAGAAGAAGAAGCGACGUCUACCGCAACGUCGUCAGAUGAGGAGCUUACAGUAACCCGAGGCGAUGGAUUUGUGCACAAAUUUCAAGUGGUGCCUCCAGACGACGAUCUUCAGAUGACGUCAGAUCUUCCGACGUCAUCAGAAGAAAUGCGAAUGGGAUCUCCAGCGGCUAGUGAUGAAGGAUCCGCUGGGUAUGCUACAGAUGACACUGCACUGAGUUCUUUAGGACCACUGGAUAUCAAAAGGGUGUCCGUAGAUUAUUCAGAAUCCCAGGGAUACUAUUCCAACGCUGAAUUGUCUCCGAUUCCUAGAAUUGAGGUUACGUUACCUGAUUCGGAGAAGGUGUCACCAAGGUCUCCGGUUCCCAGAAGUCAGCUAGAGGAGUCAUCUCUUCCUAAAGUUCCAAAGAUCCUAGGUGUUACUGUACCCCUAGCAGAGCGGAUCCUAGCGGAGCAAGAGAAUCAUCAACCAAGCCACGUGGAGGUUCGCACCCCUCUGUACCACAAGAAAAGCCAGGAGUUCCCUCGAAUCGAUGUUCGGAACCGAAUGAAGAAGCAUGACCCCAUCUACAAGAGCUCUUCCCAAUUGCUCAGCUCAAAAACAACGGAAGAUUCUGGAAAAUUCGAAAGAUCUGCCACGUUAUCCAACUUGACAGCUUCCGAGGAAGAGGAUCCGAUUGAUCGAUUCAUGAAAUCACACAUUUAUAAGACCAAGAUGAUAACGACGGUUUUUGAAGCAAAGGAUAGAGGUUUUGAGGAAAUCUCUCUGGAUGUAAUGCACGAAAUCGAUCGUUGGUUUGAGGGAAAGAACAUGAUGGCUGUGGCAUGUGAGCUCCAUUGGUCAGUGCCACGUGGCAAAUGGAGUCGUCAGCUGGAAUGUCAGUUGAAGGAAAAGCUACUCCAGGCAUUGAGAGAAAACAACAAGAGGCUACUGUACCUACGUGGAAUGGGAACCGGAAAAACGCCGGUGAAGCUGGCUGAAUCAAAGACUGUCGAGAAUAUUUCAAGGGAUAGGAAUACGGAUUCCGUGAGAGGAAUCUACCAACGCAGUUACACACGUCUCCUAACGUAUCUCCACAAAGAAACACCCGAAUGGCACUCGCAAUAUUGGACCCUUCAAGAUCUUCAGAAUUCAGAUGACGUCACGACGUCUUCUGAAUUCCAUCCAAUUCAACCGGAACCUCAGAAAUUCCUAUUCGAUUCUGAACCAGCUGAUCUCCUCAUCACCGCCUCGAACUCAGAAGAUGAACGUGUGACGUCAUCGACGAUUCUGAAGAUCCACGUGGAGAAUUUGAAUGAUAAUGAACCGAGAUUUUUGGAGAAUGGUCUCCCUGUAUUCCGAAUUCUUCGAAACACCACAAAACCCACUGCAAUUGGCCGUCUAACUGCCCAAGAUCCCGAUUCCGACCCCAUCUUCUACCAUUUGCUUCCAAAUUGUGGAUCAACUGAAAUCUCCAAAAUUUUCUCAAUUGAUUCUGAAUUCGGUGAAAUCUCCUAUCACCCAAAGACUACUGUAGAUUCUGGGAAAUUUGAAAUUUGCUUCGUCGCCACAUCCCAAAACGAUCUGGACACUUCUGAAGUGUUUUUCGAUGGAAAUAAGCCAAAUUUCCGGAAAGUUUUGGUGGAUUUUGUGGAUUCUGAAAUUCCAGAAAACUCUGGAAAGCUUUCUGGUCUUUCUGGAAACAUGACAAUUUCAAAGGUUGGAGAGAUUUUGGACAAAAUUGAAAUUCCAAUUUUGAUGAAUUCGGUUGGAACCUCUGGAGAAUUUGAUCUGAAGAAUUUGAAUUUUGCGCCAGCCAAUUACGAGCUCGGAAGAGAUAUGAUCUCACCUGAAAGAGCUGUAGAGCUGAACAAGAAAACUGGAGAAUUAGUGGCGAAUGGAAGAAUUGUGGAUACUCCUCAAGGGGUCUACACAGCUGAAAUUGGAAAAGGAGGAAGUGUGGCCUUGAAGCAGCUCCAUCACAUUCGAAACGACAGAAAACUUCGUUACGUCCUCUCAAUGUCCCGAAAUGAGUUUGGCGCGAAUCUCGAGAAAUUCAAAAGACAAAUCCUGGAAGCAAUCGAAAAAGACGAUCAGAAAGCUGGAAAACAAUUGGACAUUCAUUUCGAUGAGCCCAAAAUGGAUAGGAAGAAUUCCACGUGGACCUCUGUGUGCUUCUAUUUGACUCGUGAGAAUGCAAUUCUUGACGAUAAACAAAUCACGGCGCUCAUCUCCCCUUCAAAUGGUCAUAUCUCAAAACUCCACCAUAUUUUCAAAGUCCAGAAUGUUGAUGCUUGCUCUCCAAGAGCUUCCACAACGUCUUCUGAAUCCACAGCACCAAUAGAUGUUCCAUUGAAUACAGUAAUCUUAAUUGGAGUCGUUGGAUUAUUGAUUAUCGCGCUAAUUGGACUACUAAUCUUUGUUUGCUGUGUCUCUAAGUAUCAGAGAUACUUAAAACAGAAAACCGAGAGGAUGAGAAGCUCAUCGAGCGCUGGAAGUUAUUAUAAAUCGCCAAAUUUGAUUCCACCACCACCACCAGGAUACAUACAUACCCCUCCUCUUCUUCCACCACCACCUCCACCACAAGCCAUUGCAUACUACUAA
Caenorhabditis briggsae is the source of this 2664-nucleotide messenger RNA. Gene Ontology annotation, biological process: homophilic cell-cell adhesion. The record is from RefSeq and is a predicted model, not a curated record. Bases 1 to 2664 code for a protein of 887 amino acids. Gene Ontology annotation, molecular function: calcium ion binding. The transcript has 9 exons. Gene Ontology annotation, cellular component: membrane. NCBI's taxonomy places the organism in Eukaryota, Metazoa, Nematoda, Chromadorea, Rhabditida, Rhabditidae.